AUGGUUAUGCUCCAUGAAAUUUCUGAAGAAGCUUCAUCUUCUUCAUCAACUCAUCGUCAUGGAUAUGACGUAUUUUUAAGUUUUAGGGGACUUGACACUCGUCAUAGUUUCACUAAUCACCUUUAUAAUGCCCUCAUGCAUGCCAAUAUCAAUACCUUCUUGGAUGAUGAAGAGAUUGAAACAGGGGAAGAUCUGAAACCGGAGUUGGAGAGUGCGAUUAAAGCAUCCCGGGCUUCUGUUAUCGUGUUGUCCACAAAUUAUGCUACUUCCACCUGGUGUCUUGAUGAACUGGUGUUGAUCCUUGAACAACAUAUGAAAUACAAUCAUCUUGUAAUCCCCAUCUUUUAUCAUGUUGAGCCCACCAAUGUUAGAAAGCAACAAAGUAGCUUUGGAGAUGCAAUGGCUAAACAUAGACAGAGGAUGGAGGCAGAGACUGAUGCAAAUAAAAGAAGUAAUUUGGCUCAAAAGAUGGACCAGUGGAAUAAAGCGCUUACAAAAAUUGCUGAUUUAAAAGGGAAAGAUGCAAAUGGAAGGCCAGAGGCUGCGUUAAUUGAAGAAACUGUUAAGGACAUCCACCGUAGAUUACGCAUAUCCUCGAGGUUUCCACUACCUCAACUUAUUGGGAUGGAGGAUUCCAUUAAAUUCAUAAUUUCAUGGCUGAAAGAUGCAUCAUCACAUACGACUGAUAUACUCUCUAUUGUGGGUAUUGGUGGAAUCGGGAAGACGUCUAUAGCAAAAUACGUCUAUGCGUUACAUUCUCAUGAAUUUGACACAAGUGCCUUCAUUGAAGAUAUCAGUAGAAGAUGUGAUCGAAACUAUAAUGGGAUUAUUGGUGUACAGAACGAACUCUAUUACGAAAUUUCAAAACCAUGUUCAGUUCAAGUUCAUGAUGUUUCUAUGUACACUUCAAUGAUAGUGAAUGCAAUAGCUCAUAGAAAGGCGUUUCUUGUUCUUGAUGAUAUUGGUAGUCUCGACCAAUUAAAUGCGUUACUUGGAAGCAAAGAUUUUCAUCCAGGAACCAAAAUCAUAAUAACAACAAAGGACGCAUGGUUGACAGAGAGUUGUGAGCUAUUCAGAACGAACAUUAGACCAAAACCUGUAACAUACAAGAUUCAAGGCUUAUCUGAGAUUGAUUCACAAAAGCUUUUGUGUUUUCAUGCAUUUAUGUGCAACAAUCUCAAGGCAGAUUAUGAAGAGGUGUCAAAAAAUCUAGUAAAGUAUUGUCAAGGACAUCCAUUGGCUCUUAAAGUUUUGGGUAGGUCUCUACAUAAUCGAGAUGUAGGUUAUUGGGAGGGAUACAUAGACAGACUAAAGAAAGAAAAUGGCCCCUUUAUAAGUAAUGUCUUGAGAGCGAGCUAUGACUCUUUGCCAUUCAAGAAUGAUAAAGAGUUGUUUAAGCAUAUUUGUUGUUUUUUUGUUGGAGAGGAUAGAGAUGUUACCGAAACAAUAUUAAAUGCAUGUGAUAUGGACACAAGAUCCGGGAUCACAAAUCUUAUUGACAGAUGCCUUCUUGAUAUUUGGUGGAAUAACGAAUUCAUGACCAUCGAAUUAACGAUGCAUCAGUUGGUUCAAGAGAUGGGAAGAUUUCUGGUACGUGAGGAAUCAUCUGACAAGCCAUGGGAACGAAGUAGAUUAUGGUGUCAUGAGGAGUCAUUUAGAGUGUUGAAACAAAAUAAGGGUACGAAAAAUGUUCUAGGCCUCGCCCUUGACAUGAGAAUGCUUGAGAAAGAGAAAUUAUGUGGAUCGUGUGAGCUAAAAACAGAUGCAUUGAGUAAGAUGGAUGAUCUGAUGCUGCUAAAACUCAGUUAUGUGCAAAUAACAGGCUCUUACAAGAAUUUUCCAAAAGAAUUAAGAUGGUUGUGUAUGCAUGAGUUCCCGCUGAAGUAUAUACCUUCAGAUCUACCGAUGGAGAAUCUAGUUUCUCUUGACAUGUCAUAUAGCAAAAUCGAAUCAUUUGACAUUUGUUAUAGUAAUCCACAACCACUUCAUGAGAGGCUAAUGCAAUUGAUUGGGCCAUGCUUAUGCUUAUACUCAAAAGACAAAAGGCUGCUACGAUCACUGAAGAUUCUUAAUUUAAGUUUCUGUAAACAACUCCGUACUCUUCGAGGCUUUGACCACCUCCCUUCACUUGAGAGGUUAAUACUUAGGCGUUGCACUGGUUUGCUUGAUGUUUCUGAAUCAAUUGAAAAAUGUGAAGAACUUGUCCUUGUUGAUCUAAGCUACUGCAAAAAGCUUGUAAAUCUUCCCAAAAUUAUAAGCAUGUUAAAGAAGGUUGAUUCAUUGUCGCUAAAGGGAUGUAAUCUUGGUGAAUCUCAAAUUGGGAUUAGGGAUAUCGAUUCAACAGAAAAGCUCAAGGCUGACAAUAAUGGCAAAAACAUAAAAAGGCCUUCUUCCGCUGUUCUCAAGGCCAUACCAAGUGAUUUGAAGUUCCUUACGAUUCCUUUACCAAGAUCUUUAGUAAGGCUGUCACUUGCAGAUAAUAAUUUGUCUAACGAAUCCUUUCCCAUGGACUUCAGUUGCCUAGUCAUGCUAAAGGAGUUAUAUUUAGAUUACAAUCCCAUUGUUUCCCUACCUAAUUGUGUGAGAACCCUUCCUGGGCUUGAGAGACUUAGUAUGGUAGCGUGUAAUAUGCUGACGUCAGUAGAGCAUCCUCAAAAUACACUAAAAUUUAUGCAAAUCUAUAUAGAAUCUGAUGAGCCUAGGCUGCGAAAAGUUGCAUAUGAUCCUAAAAUCAAGAUGGUAAUAAACCGGGGAUCACUAGGAACUUCUUCAUUUGAAUUUGAAGGGAUGAUCAAAAUCCAACCAAUGGAGAUUGUUGAGGAAAAGAUAUUAUCCAGUUUAGGCUGGAAGAAGCUAGAAUUUCCUAUUGGACAGCGCAUGGCAGUUUUUUUCAUUGGUAGAAGAAAGGAAUCUGAAAUCCAGAUGUAUUAUGAAUUUGGAAUAUUCAGCACAAUUUGUGGAGGUGAAGAGAUGCCGAAUUGGAUUAUGGAUAGAAGCACAGGGCCAUCAAUAUCAUUUACAAUCCCAUCAUCUUUUACCAAGCUCAAAGGACUGAAUUUCUGUUAUGUGAUGAAAUCUAGAUUUAAUGUGACUCUUAAUUUGCCGGUGAUCAAAAUAUGUAAUAUAACAAAAAACCUCACCUGGAUGUACCAACAUUACAUUGAAGCGGUUGAGGUUGAUGGAGGGUGUUUGAUGUUUUUAAGCCAUUGGAUGUUUGGGAUGAAUGAGAUGGAAUGUGGUAACCAUGUUACUAUUACACUAAAGUCGAAUCCAGAUGAUAUUGUCAACAACGGGAGAAUAUGUCCUAACCAGAAGUCAAAUUUGGCGGCCUUACCCAUGAAUCUACUAAUAAUCCGAGUCUCUUUAAAGAUGGCAGCCAUGGCUAAGCUUUGUCACUCAACAGACUUACACUUCUGGAUCACCCGAAAUUUGCCAUCUACAGCUUUGCAAUUUCAGACUCUCUUAUUUUUAGUUUGUUUUCAUGUUUUCUAGUUGAAUUUAAAAAUGGAAUAAAGUUGUGCGGAAAAUGUGCUUUAUUUCAUCAUAUGGGGCUAAUUAAUUGUAUCUUUUCACAAUGUGCAUGAAAAGAAU
This is a messenger RNA of Lactuca saligna, 3591 nucleotides long. The record is from the annotation of a GenBank genome assembly. NCBI's taxonomy places the organism in Eukaryota, Viridiplantae, Streptophyta, Magnoliopsida, Asterales, Asteraceae.